This is a messenger RNA of Hyaloscypha bicolor E, 417 nucleotides long. RefSeq lists its product as uncharacterized. Bases 1 to 417 code for a protein of 138 amino acids. The record is from RefSeq and is a predicted model, not a curated record. Lineage: Eukaryota; Fungi; Ascomycota; Leotiomycetes; Helotiales; Hyaloscyphaceae. The transcript is spliced from 3 exons.
AUGGGCCGAACGAGUAAUUCUUGUGCAAUGACUAAUUGGCGCGCUAUGAUCGCAUUUGCCGGUGCCGACUUUGUCGCCGUAAUAGCAUGGUGCUUGGACGCCCCAGCCCUCCGUUACAGAGACCUCACAGCAAUAACCUGUUGCCGUAAUAAUUCUGCCGGCGGGACCGCAAAUGCAAGUUGGGCUGUACUCAUGGAACGUGUUUUGGCUCAAGAGAAACCAAAUGUUGCAUCCCGUUUGUGCCAGGGCCAGACUUCCCAGCGAGAAGAACAGAAAGAGACGGCCUUCGGGGAAAUUAGCCUCAAUAUGUCAAAAAUGAAGGGCUAUAGACCUACUAGCCACCAUCUGGCCAGAAUAUUAUACGAGCUGGAUUUAAUCAAGCGAAGCUUACAGACUGUCCCACGCCCUGUUCCUUAG